Messenger RNA from Cercospora beticola, 1144 nucleotides. RefSeq lists its product as uncharacterized. The record is from RefSeq and is a predicted model, not a curated record. Lineage: Eukaryota; Fungi; Ascomycota; Dothideomycetes; Mycosphaerellales; Mycosphaerellaceae.
CACCAUGUCCGAUCCUCAAUCCCCCAUGGCCCCUGUGCUGGCCUGGAUAGUCGACGGCGGCUUGGAACUAUGGGCAUUCUCUGAAGCGUCCCCUGAAGACGGCAGCUUCACUAUGACAAGCGCCUCAGUAGGCGAUCAAUCCUUUACGGGACCAAUAGGGACGGUCGCGUACGACGAGGAGAGCAAGAUUUUGCACCUCUUAGCAACCAGAAAAGUAGACGAUGACGUUCAGGAACUCUGUCAUACCGUCAUCAGCAAGCACGGCAACAUCACGGCGAAGCACGCAGUGCUUCCUGACGGCGAAAGCAGCUACCUGCCCGCUGAUACCGGUUUUCUGUUACACAAUAGAGCAUGGGUUAUUGCAGCCUGCGUACAUCCAACAACCUUGGACGGUGAUGAUGAUGAUGAAGAUAUAGCGUGGCCCUGCGUUUUUUUCAACGCUACUCAAGACGGCGACGUGACCUGGAAACGAUACAGAAUCAACGACGUGGAAGUGUCAUACUCCAGACCCAGCUGGAUGAAAAUUUUCUCCGUUGGUGGAAGAGGCGAUGAUUCCUACAUUUAUACAGCAUUUCCUGGAACAGACGACCAGUCCACUAUACGCCUGGCAGGCAUACCAACCUCACAAUUCAAUCAGCUUUCCACAGACAGCGGCAGCCAAUGGACGAUCCAAGAAAUCCCGGGGAUUGAAACGUGCUGCGCUCCUCACAUUGUAGUGACAAGCGGACCGAAGACACACUUCAUCCAUGUUUUCUACGUUUGGGAUAGCGCAGUGUCGUACUUCACACUCGAAGCGAAUGAGGAUGGUUGGAUUCACAUGCCCAACUCAAUCACUACUGAUACGAUAGCUUUUCCGGACUGUCCUGCCAACGACCAAGUCAAAACACACACUAUCGUCAGUGCGGUGGAGCACAACGGCAUGAUCUGGAUUGUCUCGACACAGACUGCGAACUCAAUUGUAUCCGUGUCAGCAAAACUUGAUGGCGGCAAAAUAGGCGAAUGGCAAACACAGGCCGAAGGUCUUGGCCUUGGUGGAUUGGGCGUGCCAGAACCAGAGACUUGCGCAUAUUCUACGCUCAGUAUUCCCCAUGACAUGUUCGAUUUCGCCGACUCGGAGCGUCAGCUGGCACGUCGCCCCAAAUGA